Molecule: messenger RNA, 809 nt
Organism: Schistosoma turkestanicum
Lineage: Eukaryota; Metazoa; Platyhelminthes; Trematoda; Strigeidida; Schistosomatidae
Source: the annotation of a GenBank genome assembly
UGUUACUUGUGUUAGCGAUUGUAUUAUCCUUUGUUUUGGUAGCAUGUCUUACUUACACAUUUUAUGGACGACCUGCAACCACACCACCUUUCUGGAAAUCAACAGUUGGUUACUGGUUAGAUGUGUUUGCAUUCAAAGAUUCUUCUGGUGAUUUAGUUGGCGACCUCAAAGGUCUCACAUCGGAAAUUGAUUAUAUCAAAACUGUGAUCGGUGCAGGUUAUGUGAUACUGGGUCCCAUCACAAAAGGCUUUUACACCAAUUCACACAAUCUCCUCGGAUUAGUGGAAGACUAUGAGCAGUUGGAUGAGGCUGUUGGUACAAUGGAUGACUUUCGUGCCCUUUUGAAACAAUUUCAUAAGAAAGGUGUGAAAGUCGUACUGACGCUGAACUUCAAUGCGAUAUCCAUCAAUCAUAAAUGGAUUAGAGAAAACAAAGUCAAACUGAAGCCAUUUGAAGAAUCGUUUAUGACUCAGUGGGGAACUUACCGCAAACUAAGCUCUGUAAACCUCAGAGGGAGUACGUUUUAUUCUGUAUUCGGAGAACCCAAUGUCGAUCUGGAUUUGACUGAUCCCGCUACUCAGAAACAGAUAUUUAAUGUGAUCGACACAUGGAUGAGUGAGGGAAUAGAUGGAAUACUGCUGGAUAACGCUGCAUAUUUUGUCGAAAUAGAAGAAAAGAUUGAUUCCAGUUGCACACAUCCAGAAAAUUGUCCAAUUUCUCAGAUGUACACAGACGGAAGUGUAACAUUUGUUAGAGCUGUUAAAGGCGAAAUAGAAAAGUGGAUUAAAAAUAGUGGGAAAGAUAUGUGA